AUGCGCUCUGUCCUCUCGACAGCGGUCCUGCUUCUUGCAGGAUCUGCUGCCGCCCAAACCCUGACCCCAGCCCCAACCAGCACAAGCUCUGUGCCCCGCCGGACUACCUCUGCGCCCACCACGACGUCGUCUCCAACAUUUACUGCUGUAUCAGAUUGCCAUCCACACAAAACCGUGCUAUGGUGCAUGGUUGGUGAAGAAGAGUACCAGGUAUCUGGACCUACAGCUACUGAAGAAUUUCAAUCGCAGUACACAGACUGUCAUUCACAUUCCUCUGGAGUAUACUGUGUCGAUAAUAGGGGCGAAGAUGUAAAGAUCCUUGUAAAUGGCACAGGAGAAGAGUCGCACAGCACAGGAGACUCCCAUGGCCAUGAAGAAGAGUCUGCAGCUGAAUCAGCUAAUGAGUCCGGAAACAGCGGUCAACACUGUCACGAGCACGCUGGUAUCCCCCAUUGCGUUGGUGGAAGCUCUGGACCAAUGUGCGAAGCCCCUGAUCGUGACUACAACAUUGGUCUUCGAGUCGGUCUUCUUUUCGUCAUCCUUGUCACCAGCGGCAUCGGAGUUUUUACUCCAGUCCUAACCAGGAAGUUCAACCUCGUCGGUGCUGACAACAUCAUCUUCGUUGUCUUGAAGCAGUUCGGUACCGGCAUCGUCAUUUCGACUGCCUUUAUCCAUCUCUUCACCCAUGCUGAACUCAUGUUCUCGAAUGAAUGUCUUGGAAGAUUAGAAUAUGAGGGUACUACGGCUGCUAUCUUCAUGGCUGGUUUGUUCCUCUCCUUUUUGGUGGACUAUCUCGGUGCUCGUUUUGUACAGUGGCGUCAAGGCAGGCAUUCAAGCAGUGGCACAGAGGUUCCAGCGGUUGCAGGCGACAGUAAGUCUGGCGAGGUUGCCUCUGCUCCUAGCUCAGAUCAAGGGUCUGAUCAUGGCCAUGCCGGACACGCUCAUGGACCCAUGCGUAUUGCUACUCCAAUGGAACAGAAAAUUAACGUGAUGAACCUUGAGGCUGGUAUCAUCUUCCACUCUAUCCUCAUUGGUAUCACACUCGUUGUGGCUAGUGAUGGCUUCUUCAUCACCCUCUUCGUUGUCAUUCUCUUCCACCAGAUGUUCGAGGGCAUCGCUCUCGGAACUUGCAUUGCUGAUCUCCCAAAGGCUGCAGCGGGAACGCUGCAGAAGCUCAUCAUGGCCGGUACCUUUGCACUCAUCACACCCAUUGGCAUGGCCAUUGGUAUUGGCGUGCUCGACCACUUCAACGGAAGUGACCCUAGCACCCUCAUUGCUAUCGGAACCCUCGAUGCUCUUUCGGCUGGUAUCCUUGCUUGGGUUGGUAUUGUAGAGAUGUUGGCGCGAGACUGGAUGAGCGGAAAAUUGAUGAACGCGGGCCUAAUAAGAACUCUGUCCGCAAUGUCUGCCCUGGUUGCCGGACUCAUUCUCAUGAGUGUUCUCGGCAAGUGGGCGUGA
Bipolaris maydis ATCC 48331 is the source of this 1458-nucleotide messenger RNA. RefSeq names its product ZIP zinc transporter-domain-containing protein. Gene Ontology annotation, cellular component: plasma membrane. Gene Ontology annotation, molecular function: zinc ion transmembrane transporter activity. The record is from RefSeq and is a predicted model, not a curated record. NCBI's taxonomy places the organism in Eukaryota, Fungi, Ascomycota, Dothideomycetes, Pleosporales, Pleosporaceae. Gene Ontology annotation, biological process: zinc ion transmembrane transport.